AGAUGUCAGUAGCGUGGUGUUAAAGAGGCUUGAGGAAAAUACUCCGCAAAGGGAACAAACGCACACUCCAGGAAUCACGGACUCACACCAAGAACCCCCAAACCUGGCUUUAACAAAAACGCUGCAGCGUGGGACUAGAAGAAAUAAAAAACUGAGGUUGGUGUUAUCUGACCUCGCCAAAACAAGCCUGUUUAAAGAGACACGAACUGGACUUGGUCCCGGCAAUGUGGUGUUUUGUUGGGGCUAUCAUUGCAGCAGUCUGUGCAUAGGAUGCAUCCUCCCUUGGCUUUUGAUGCUGUGCAGAUCCACCCUCCUCUCCUCAGAGUGAUGAACUAAUAGGCAAUGAUUUUCUCCUCGGAAAUCCACCGUGGUUUACUGUCUUCACGUUAGUUGUGUUUUGUUUACUGGCGACCCGUGUCCUCCUGGUGCGACACAUGCAAUCUAUAGAGUAUAUUUUCUAUUAUAGACUAGUUGAUGAGGCAUUCUUUAUUCGCCAGAAGAAGAAACACACCAUUAUUACGAAGUCUGACAGACACUGACUAUUUUUGUCACGUGAAUGAAAGCGCACAGGACUUGGAAAUAGCCUAUUUUUAUAUGAUACAACUGGUAGCCUUGUUCGGGAGAACUGAUCCAAUUGUGUUAUUAUGCAACCGCAAGGAUCUCAUCUAUAUCUGGGUGUUUAAGCCACUGGAUUGCUCUUCGCCCAAAUCAAUGUGGUUUCUUUGGAACAUUUUCAGCAAAGGAACGCAUAUGCUGCAGUGUCUUUGUGGCAAGAGUCUUAAGAAAAACAAGAAUCCAAGUGAUCCCCAGCUCAAGGGCAUAGUGACCAGGUUAUAUUGCAGGCAGGGAUACUACUUGCAAAUGAACCCCGAUGGCUCUCUUGAUGGGACCAAGGAUGACAGCAGUAAUUCCUCUUUGUUUAACCUUAUUCCUGUGGGCCUCAGAGUUGUCGCCAUUCAGUCAGUGAAGACAGGGUUAUACAUCGCCAUGAAUGGGGAGGGCCAUCUCUACACAUCAGAACUCUUUACAGCAGAAUGCAAGUUCAAAGAGUCUGUGUUUGAGAACUACUAUGUGAUCUACUCCUCCAUGUUGUACAGACAACAGGAGUCGGGGAGAGCAUGGUUUCUAGGGCUCAAUAAAGAGGGCCAAGCCAUGAAAGGGAACCGGGUGAAAAAAACAAAACCAGCUGCUCACUUCCUGCCCAAGCCAUUAGAAGUUGCCAUGUACAGAGAGCCAUCGUUGCAUGAUGUAGGAGAGACAGUGCCCAAGGCGGCAGUACCUCCCAGUAAAAGCACAAGUGAGCCGGCAGUGAUGAACGGAGGCAAACCUGUCAGCAAGCCGGACAAACCCGCCACAUAGCCAUGCCUGGCCAGUGUCUGGUGUGUGUGUGUGUGCUAAGGGGAGGAAUGUGAUGGAGGCAAAGCUUUUUUUCCAACAAGACUGCAGACCCUCUUUUUUCUGUGGAUCACAUCCAAGCGAAACUCCCUCCCUUUAUUAUCUCGCUCCUCCUCUCUUUCUCCAGCUGUCUCCAUGCAGGCAGAUGGAUUCUGGUGUGGCUGAGUUUGUUCAGCACUGGAGGGAAGAGGACCUCUGAUCAUGGAAUGCCUUUCAAUUCCUCUGAAACUGAGAAUUCAUGGGAAUAACAUGUUUCACAAUGACGCUUGUGGUACUUUGCUUGAUGAUGGUUUGUCCCAAAAAACCCUCCCUCUCUCUAUAAUGCCCUGUUGCAGCAGAGUCUAUGUACCUUCAGAUCUAUUUUCUAUACCACAGUUCACCAGCUAUGUUCUGGGAUAGAGACUGUAUAGAUAGAGUAAAUAUUUGGACAACUGUCCUAUAUUUUUUACAAGUCUGUGCCCCUCUCCUUCUCUUUCUAUUUCUGGUCACACACUUUUCUCUUUGUCAAGGAACCUAGAAAAGAUAAACACAUUUUGCAAAGGAGUUGUGUUAUUUUCUAAGAAACACAUGAACAUAGACGUGGUGUUUAAAAAGAAAAAAAAGCAAACAGAGAAAACAGUCCAAAUUUAGUUUUUGCCUACAAAAACAUCGACACAUUUAAAAAACAGUCACACAAAUUUGGUGUGGCAAAUCAGAGACCUUGCUUUUUUACAGCCCAUAAAAACACACUGGAGGCUGGCAGAUAGCUCCUGCAAUCAUAGUUGAUGAAGUGCUAAUUACCGCUACUGCAAUCAAUGCGAGGAGCUCCCUACACGCUACAAACACACACACAUUUCUAAACAGAUGUGCGUGUGGGUGGGAGAGUGCUGUAAGGAAUGGUGUAUACAUAUCACUAUCUAUGUCCCACCAGCGGUUCAGUCCGCCUUCUCUGGUAAAUAGAAAACCUGAAGUCUAUUUUUCUUUAAUCUUAUUUCAGAGCGUGGGCUCUAGGAAUAUCUCUAGGCCUUGUAGGCCUUUGUCCCUCACUCACUGACUUUUUUGGACUAAGAGGCGAGGCUUGUGGCUUUGACCCAGAUGGUCUAAACUGCAGCACUGGCAGCCAUCUUAUGGCAGCAUCUACUUAAAGCAAAGAAAACAACAUGGCUGAAAACCAGUAGGUGACAUUUAUACUGGCUGCAUCCCUAUUUGGUUCAGCAAACUAAAGCAUGGACAAGGUUAAUAUUAUGUUCUCUAUUUGCAGCACUUAUACAAGAGAUGGCUUAUAGUGUAACAUUUUCACUGUAUAAAACUUAGGGAAAAUGACUAUUAAAAAUCAUAACUUUUUAAAUGACUAGAUAUUAUUAUUAUUAUGAGAGGAUUUGUCUCCUAGCUCAGCAUGCAGAGUCCAGUACUGAUCAUCUUGGCCUAUUACGUGCCUGUUUGGACCUUGAUUCCCGGCAUGCAAAAACAAGAUCCCAGUCCCAGCUGGGCCAAAGGUGCCUCACUCACCCGAUAGAUCCAUGUAAAGGACACGUAGCAUUACUCAUCAGAGAAAAAAGGGAG
Melanotaenia boesemani (Boeseman's rainbowfish) is the source of this 2937-nucleotide messenger RNA. RefSeq names its product fibroblast growth factor 14 (gene fgf14). Lineage: Eukaryota; Metazoa; Chordata; Actinopteri; Atheriniformes; Melanotaeniidae. Gene Ontology annotation, biological process: positive regulation of cell population proliferation; cell differentiation; positive regulation of gene expression. Gene Ontology annotation, molecular function: growth factor activity; fibroblast growth factor receptor binding. Gene Ontology annotation, cellular component: cytoplasm. The transcript has 5 exons. The record is from RefSeq and is a predicted model, not a curated record. The coding region runs from base 475 to 1359 and encodes 294 amino acids.